GGCGCCUCAAGGACCGUUGUCGUUUCGAUCCCUCCUUUCAGCUUUGCAGUGGGUAUUAUCAUCCCCUUAAAACAGGCACAGAGAGGCCAAGGUCUUUCGUUAGUACAGCAUUUUGCCGAUUAGCAAGCACUUUCAUGUCUAUUCCGCAAACAUCUUCAUUUUAGAGAGAUGUCUGCCAGAAGCCCCAAAGAUUUAAUUAAAGGUAAAUGGGGAUCAAAGCCUAGUAACUCCAAAUCAGAGACUGCAUUACAAAAAUUUAGGGGAAAAACUGCAACCUUACAAACAUCGGUGGAUGAAAUCACAAGUGGAAAAGGAAAGUUGACUGAUAAAGAGAGAGACAGACUUUUGGAGAAAAUUCGAGUCCUUGAAGCUGAGAGGGAGAAGAAUGCUCAUCACCUCACAGAGAAGGACAAAGAACUACAGCGACUCAGAGACCAGCUGAAAACCAAAUAUAGUACUACUGCAUUGCUUGAACAGCUGGAAGAGAAAACAAAGGAAGGUGAAAGGAGGGAACAACUGUUGAAAUCCUUGUCUGAAGAGACAGAUGUAUUGAAAAAACAGUUGUCUACUACAACAGCAAGACUUGCUGAACUUGAAAGCAAAGCCAGUACACUUCGUUUAUCACAGACCAUGGCUACAAGCUGCUUCAACUCCUCAAUGAGUAAUAUUCAGGAGAUGGAAAUACAGCUGAAAGACGCUCUGGAGAAAAAUCAGCAGUGGCUUGUGUAUGAUCAACAGCGAGAGGUCUACGUAAGAUCACUUUUAGCAAAGAUCCGUGAGUUGGAAAAGAAAUCAGAAACAGCUGCUCAUUCACUCCCACAGCAGACAAAAAAGACUGAAUCAGAAGGUUAUCUUCAAGAAGAAAAGCAGAAAUAUUACAAUCAUCUCUUGGCAAAUGCAAAAAAAGAUCUUGAGGUUGAACGACAGACCAUAACUCACCUGAGUCUUGAACUUAGUGAAUUUCAAAGAAAAUAUGAAGAAACCCAAAAAGAAGUUCAAGAUUUAAAUAAACUAUUGUGUUCACAAAGAAAGGCAGAUGUCCAACAUCUGGAAGACGAUAGGCAUAAAACAGAGAAAAUACAAAGACUCAAGGAAGAGAAUGAUAUUGCCAGGGAAAAACUUGAAGAAGAGAAGAAGAGAUCUGAAGAGCUGUUAUCUCAGGUCCAGUUUCUUUACACGUCGCUGUUAAAGCAGCAAGAGGAACAAACAAGGGUAGCUCUGUUAGAACAACAGAUGCAGGCAUGUACUUUAGACUUUGAAAAUGAAAAAAUUGACCGUCAGAAUAUGCAGCAUCAAUUGCAUGUAAUUCUUAAGGAGCUCCAAAAAGCAAGAAAUCAAAUAACACAGUUGGAAUCCUCGAAGCAGCUUCGUGAGUUUGCCUUCACAGAGCCAUUAGUCACUUUCCAAGGAGAGACUGCAAACAGAGUAAAAGUUGCCUCACCAAAAAGUCCUACGGCUGCACUGAACGAAAGCCUGGUGGAAUGUCCCAAGUGCAAUAUCCAAUAUCCAGCCACCGAACAUCGAGACCUACUUGUCCAUGUCGAGUACUGUUCAAAGUAGCAAUGUAAUUGUUCUCUGUUUUUGUGUCAAAAGAUUCAAUACUGUAUCUUAUGUUAGCUAAUGGACAGCUUGAAUUCUGAUUUCACCUCUUACAUAAGAAACUGUCUAUCUACCUUUCAGAUUCUGGUAUAGAAGUGAAUCACUGUAUUUUUUUGGCUGCUUUGCAUUUUCCUUGGCAGUGAUACCUCCCUGAGAUGGUUCAUCUUCAGGCUCCAGUAACAGAAUGUGGUGAGCAGCGUAUGCUGACACGACUACCAUUUUGCACUGUUGAAGUACUUGAGGGGGAAAACAUAGUUCAGGUUAUUGCUUGUGGGUUAAAUCUGUUACACAAGCAAGCAAGUAUUUUUAUGUUUUGUGGACUUUUGAAAAUCAAAAGUAAUUAACCAAGUGUCUUACUAUCUUGGCCUUUUUAUUUUUUUCAAGCACUUGUUAUACCUACAAUCGAGCCAUUGGUAAAAGAUGGUGAUACUUUUUUCAUUUUUCCUUGCUACUAUAGAGCAGUUAUUAGAAAAGUUGGGAAUUUUCUUGAUCUUUAUUGCUGCAUACUAUUGAAACUGUAAACCUAGCUAUGCUCUUAGCACAAAGCAGAUUCUGCUUAAGGAAUACUCCUAAAAAGCCAUACACAAUGUUUUCUGUCAUAUUAACUGGCUAUAACUUUAACUUGAAUCUCAUUAGCACAUGUUCGCUAAAAUUGUUAAAAUGGAUUUAAAAACAACAAUCUAGCCCUCUCAUUUUAAUUUCCAGAUAUUUUAUUUAUUUAUUAUUGGCACUCUUAAUUAAAACUGGGUAAUGU
Rhinolophus ferrumequinum (greater horseshoe bat) is the source of this 2353-nucleotide messenger RNA. RefSeq names its product centrosomal protein 55 (gene CEP55). Lineage: Eukaryota; Metazoa; Chordata; Mammalia; Chiroptera; Rhinolophidae. The record is from RefSeq and is a predicted model, not a curated record. Bases 169 to 1560 code for a protein of 463 amino acids. Gene Ontology annotation, biological process: regulation of phosphatidylinositol 3-kinase/protein kinase B signal transduction; mitotic cytokinesis. The transcript is spliced from 9 exons.